This is a messenger RNA of Vigna angularis (adzuki bean), 699 nucleotides long. Its product is annotated as cannabidiolic acid synthase-like 2. The transcript has a single exon. Gene Ontology annotation, molecular function: oxidoreductase activity; flavin adenine dinucleotide binding. The record is from RefSeq and is a predicted model, not a curated record. Bases 1 to 699 code for a protein of 232 amino acids. Lineage: Eukaryota; Viridiplantae; Streptophyta; Magnoliopsida; Fabales; Fabaceae.
AUGUUUCAAGGAGGUGUAGACGAACUUAUUCCACUGAUGCAAAAGAGCUUACCAGAGUUGGGUUUGGACAGAAAAGACUGUACCGAAACGAGUUGGAUUGGCUCAGCUGUCUUCGCGAAUGGUGUGUUGAAUGGAUCUGUAAUUAGCAAUGAACCCCCAGAAGUUUUGUUGAAUAGAUAUCAAAGUGAUUUAGUGAAAUACAAAGGAAAAUCUGAUUGUGUUGUGAAACCCAUUCCUGUUGAUGGAUUACGAGGGUUAUGGCGCAUGCUUUUUGACAAUGAGAUUGAAAUAGCUCAGUUCGAAUUGGUUCCUCAUGGAGGCAGAAUGGAUGAGAUUUCGGAAUCCGAAAUUGCAUUCCCAUUCAGAUCUGGAUACAGAUUUCAUAUUCACUAUGUGGUCGUUUGGGAAGAGGAAGGGGACGAGGCUGCUCAAAGGCAUAUAAAUUGGAUUAGAAGAGUGUAUAACUAUAUGGAACCUUACGUUUCAAACUCUCCUAGAGCUGCAUAUGUGAAUUACAGAGACCUUGACUUUGGGGUGAAUAACAAUGGCUACACAAGCUACGACCAAGCCAACAAAUGGGGUGUCAAGUAUUUCGGUAACAAUUUUAGGAGAUUGGCUAUAGUGAAGACCAGGGUUGAUCCUAACAACUUUUUUAGAAACGAACAAAGCAUUCCUACGCUGUUCGAGGAAGGAGAUUAA